AUGGGUCUCUUUCAGAGCUGUUUUGCAAGAAAUAACAAAGUGGGUGUCGCAAAAGAAGAGAUGGAGGCGUACGAGAAAGUACGGAAAACAAUGGUUACAGAGGAAGUGACAGAAAAGAAAGGUGGUGUGGCCUUUGAUCUUACAUUUGUCUCUGAGGAAACUCCAAAGAUGCCUCCACCCAGAUUGCUUGAAAAUAAAAAGGAGGAUUUUGAGAAAUGGAGAGAGUCUCAAGAGAAGGCACAGGCCGAAAAACAGGAACGGGCUCAACAGAACAGAGAGGAAGCCCGUAUCCAGAAAGAGAUCGAUGUCGCCCACAAGGAGAUGGAGAGGCUCGAGAAAUACGUCAACCUUACUGCACAAUAAAUCUUAUUUAAGCUCCCGAUAAUAUUAAUAUAAACAAUCUGGACAAUUAAUUUGAAAUUUUAAUUUGAAAACAAUUGGAACCAAAGAGGGAACACCCGAGCUCUUUUGCUGCAAAUCUUUCUUUUGGCUUUUAACGUUCUGAUUUUCUUUCUUCUUUCGGCUCAUGCAUUUUGGGGAAGGGGGAGGGGGGUGGAAUUUGAAUUUCCAAAAUGUUGGCCUCGGAGACAGAUCUGAAGCGCUAGCAUGGCGGACAAAAUUGAUUUUUUCAAAAACUUUCACGUCUUUCGGAACUUUCGGUCCUUUAAAUACCCAUUCCGUCAGUAAUCAGGAAUGGGUAUUACCUUGGAACACCCAUCCCGUCAGUGAUCAGGGAUGGGAGUUUCUCGUCCAAAAAAUUCUAAAUUGUAAAUGAAACAUCCAUUUAGAGGUGUCCGAAAGCUCCGUUGUCCUCUCUUUUCAAAAU
Molecule: messenger RNA, 826 nt
Organism: Saccostrea echinata
Lineage: Eukaryota; Metazoa; Mollusca; Bivalvia; Ostreida; Ostreidae
Exons: 2
Coding region: 1-363 (120 amino acids)
Source: RefSeq, a predicted model, not a curated record